Triplophysa dalaica is the source of this 2856-nucleotide messenger RNA. It is a transcript of the gene cactin, whose product is annotated as cactin. Gene Ontology annotation, biological process: negative regulation of innate immune response; mRNA cis splicing, via spliceosome. Gene Ontology annotation, cellular component: cytoplasm; spliceosomal complex. Gene Ontology annotation, molecular function: protein binding. The record is from RefSeq and is a predicted model, not a curated record. NCBI's taxonomy places the organism in Eukaryota, Metazoa, Chordata, Actinopteri, Cypriniformes, Nemacheilidae. The transcript is spliced from 10 exons. The coding region runs from base 11 to 2506 and encodes 831 amino acids.
ACCAGCAAUCAUGGGCUCGAAGAAGCAUCGCAGGAGUAGAUCGCGCUCUGGAUCUAGAGACAGAGACCGCAGCAGAGGCAGAAAUGCCCGGUCGAGGUCUCCCGAAGAUAGCCACGGUCGGAACCGCAGACGAGACCGGUCAGACAGCAGCGGAGAUUCCGCAAGGCCGUCCCGACACCGAGGCAGAGAGUCCGGCCACUCCAGCGAUUCUGACCGCGAACAGAGAGGCAGAGGAGCGCGUUCACGCGGAAGAUCUAAAGAAAGAGAUUGCUCUCCAAGUGACAGUCGUAGUGACCACAAGAAACACAAGAAAAAGACAAAGCACAAGGAUGAGAAGAACAGCAGAAGAAAGAGCAGAUCCUCCUCCCGGUCCAGCACAGAGUCCGGGCAAAGCAAAGCGAGAGAUGGCAGGAGCAGCAGCGAAAGAGAAAACAGGAGACGGCCCAGCAGAAGUCCCACCAGAGAGAGACGAAGGAGCAGAGAGAGAAGAGACCACGACAGGCGAGGGAAACGCUCAGAUUCUGCCGCCUCAAGUUCCUCCAGCUCCUCGGCCGACUCUGAUAGAGAAAGAAAGAAUGCACAGGGCACCGCCUCGGGCAAAGAGGAUAAGAAGAAACAGAAGGACAUGAUGAAAGCACUGGAGACUCCAGAGGAAAAGAGAACCAGACGUUUGGCUAAGAAAGAGGCUAAAGAGAGGAAGAAGAGGGAGAAGAUGGGCUGGAGUGAGGAGUACAUGGGCUACACCAACGCAGACAAUCCGUUUGGAGAUAACAACCUGCUCGGCACCUUUAAGUGGCAAAAGGCUCUAGUGAAAAAGGGCAUUGGCCAUUUGUCAGAGAAAGAACUGAAGGAGAGGAAUAAACUCAUCCAGGAGGAAAACCGAAGAGAACUGCAAAAGGUGAAGCAGCUGCGUCUGGAGAGAGAGCGUGAGAAAUCCAUGCGUGAGCUGGAGCUGGAGAUGUUGCAGAGAGAGAAAGAGGCGGAGCAUUUUAAAACAUGGGCAGAGCAAGAAGACAACUUUCACCUGCACCAGGCCAAACUGAGGUCUAAGAUCCGUAUCCGUGAUGGUCGAGCAAAGCCCAUCGACCUGCUGGCUAAAUACAUCAGUGCAGAAGAUGAUGAUCUGUCAGUGGAGAUGCACGAGCCGUACACCUUUCUCAACGGCCUCACCGCAACAGACAUGGAAGACCUGCUGGAGGACAUCAAGGUUUACAUGGAGCUGGAACAGGGCAAGAAUGUGGAUUUCUGGAGGGAUAUGACCACCAUUACCGAAGAUGAAAUCGGCAAACUACGGAAGCUGGAGACGUCAGGGAAAGGACCAGGUGAUCGUCGUGAGGGGAUAAACACUUCUGUCAGUACGGAUGUGCAAAGCGUGUUUAAGGGCAAGACGUACAGCCAGCUUCAAGCUCUGUAUAUGAACAUCGAGAAUAAGAUCCAGGCAGGAGGUACCAACCUGGACAUCGGCUACUGGGAGAGUCUUCUGCAGCAGGUCCGUGUCUACAUGGCAAGAGCCAGGUUGAGAGAGCGACAUCAGGACGUGUUGAGACAGAAGCUGUUUAAACUGAAGCAGGAACAGGGUGUGGAGAGCGAACCGCUCUUCCCCAUCAUCAAAGAAGAGCCGGGGAAUGAGCGACAAGUUGCUGGAGGGACAGAGUCUUCACACAAGGAGACGGGCAGCCCGCAGCAAGGAACCAGUCGGAUGACAGAAGACAGAGAAAAGGUGGAGAAAAGGCUGAAGGGAGGAGAGAGUGAGCGGUCUGGAAGGAGCUCUCCUCAGGAGAAGAGAGAAGGUGAAGGAGGAGAAGAUGGAGGGGAGGGGGGAGAGAAAGGUGAAGCCCCGGAGGCCGUGUUAACAGAAGAAGAUCUGAUCCAGCAGAGUCAGGCGGAGUAUGACUCUGGACGGUACAGUCCCACCCUCCUGCAGAACUCGGAGUUACCGCUGGACACUCACGUCACCGAUGUGGAUGAAGACAUGCAGAGACUCCAUCUGGCCCGGAGACAGAUGCAGGUCACAGGCGACGCGAAUGAAAGCGCAGAGGACGCAUUCGUGCGGCUUGCCAAAGAAGGCAUGGGUGGCGACGAGGCCCAGUUCAGCGUUGAAAUGCCCCUGACUGGAAAAAUGUACCUGUGGGCCGACAAAUAUCGUCCUCGCAAACCUCGUUUCUUCAACCGCGUCCACACCGGCUUUGAGUGGAACAAAUACAACCAGACGCAUUACGACUUCGACAACCCGCCUCCCAAAAUCGUCCAGGGCUACAAGUUCAACAUCUUCUACCCAGAUCUCAUUGACAAACGCUCAACACCGCAGUAUUUCUUGGAGCCCUCCCUCGACAACAAAGACUUCGGGAUUCUGCGUUUUCAUGCCGGGCCGCCGUACGAGGACAUCGCGUUUAAGAUUGUGAAUCGCGAAUGGGAGUAUUCUCAUCGCCAUGGUUUCCGAUGCCAGUUCUCCAAUGGCAUCUUUCAGCUGUGGUUCCACUUUAAGAGAUAUCGGUAUAGAAGAUAAUAAAUACGCACUCUGUGUACAUUAUUGGCUCAGUUUUACAAAAACAUAAAUUUAAUAGCCUGUGUUUUGUAUCGGUGUUUAAUGUACCACCAUUUUACGUAAUUCUAAACAGAAUAGUAUGUCAGGGUGUUUGUUUAUUGAUGCCACAUGUAUCCCUGUUGGUGAAAGAACAAGGUUUUAUUCAAAUAAACUUGUAAAUUUCAAAUAUCAGCAUAGAAAAUAAUGUUUUGUACAUUUCUCAUAUAGCAGGCUAAAAACUUGUUUUUCAUUCAUUUGAAACCUUUUUUUGCAUAUCGAAUGCCUGGAUUUGUCUACAAAAACUGUUCUUACAAUAAAAAUCUAAAAGUAAA